Eufriesea mexicana is the source of this 2274-nucleotide messenger RNA. RefSeq names its product chromatin licensing and DNA replication factor double parked (gene dup). Bases 103 to 2274 code for a protein of 723 amino acids. Lineage: Eukaryota; Metazoa; Arthropoda; Insecta; Hymenoptera; Apidae. Gene Ontology annotation, molecular function: DNA polymerase binding; DNA binding. Gene Ontology annotation, cellular component: nucleus. The record is from RefSeq and is a predicted model, not a curated record. The transcript is spliced from 6 exons. Gene Ontology annotation, biological process: mitotic cell cycle; regulation of DNA-templated DNA replication initiation; DNA replication preinitiation complex assembly.
GCUAUGGUGGAUGAGAAUUCUUGAGUGUUUCAUUAAAGUUUUGAAAAUUUCAACGGACUUUUUGUAAUACACAUAUACACAUAUAUAUUCGUAUAUAAAACGAUGUCUCAACCAUCAGUAACAGCGUAUUUUAAUACACGUAAACGACAAGCAACUGACGAUUUACGAAGUAAGGCAAAGGUUUUGCUUCUUGAUCAAGAGCAACCGAAAUUGGUAGGUAUUCAAACCCAGACGUCAAUAAGCAAAUAUGAUUCCGAAUCAUCCGGAACAUUAACUCCGAUUCAAGAAGAAAAGACAAUGGCAACGAGUCCGAAAGUUGUUUUUGUAUCUGGAAAUGAAUCAGUAAGCAAUCGUAUACUAAAGCCAAAUUCAGCUGUUCGGAACAUACAGUUUGAUUCUCCUAAAGCAAGUGUUCAAAAAAUGUCGAAACACAACAUUCGUGCUCGUAUUACACGCUCACGAAAAUUAUCAGGGGCAGAAGGGCAGGUGGAUAUUAGAGAUAGUUUUCAAAAGCUUGCAGGAGAUUUAGAUGCAAAAAAAGUACUUUUUGAGAAGAAAGGUGCUUUGAGUCCAAGAAAGAAACUUCCAGGAUCCCCAAAGAAAGAGGAUAAUUUUGCUGAAAAUUCAUCUAUAAAUAUUUUAAAUGAUCAGUUAUCAGCUAAUUGCACAACGCCAAAGAAAAGUUCAACUAUGGCAAAGCAAGAAUUGUCCUUGAAUGAAAUAAAAAAUAAAAUUAAUAAAUCUUCUAGACUUAUUGAAUUAAAAGCUUCUAUUGCACGCUUCAAGAAUCAUGAACAAAGAUUAGAGCAAUUACAUAAACAAAAUGAUACUAUGAAACCACAUAUUCAAAAGUUUGAAAAGAUUCAACUGGAAAUACCAAUUAGCCCACAAAAAGCAUAUAAAUCUCCAAACAAAACAAUAUUAAGUCCUUUGAAAAAUCAACAAUUAACAAAUGUGAGUCCUCAACGUAGAAUUUUAUUUGAACCUAAAGAAACAACCCCUAGCCCAGUAAAAGGUAGUCCAACUAAAGUACCAGCUUAUCAGCAAUAUUUGUCACUUGCUGAAAGUGGCACACCUGCUUUACCAUUACCUUACCAUUAUAGAUUCUUAGCAGAGGCAUUUAGAUGUAUAGAUACAGUUUCUGCAAUGCUAUUCAAUCGUAAAGAAACAAUAACUUUCAAAAAACUAAAGCCAGCAGUUCAAGAGUUAUUACGUAAAAAUUUCACUUUGGAACAUCUAGCACAAAUUAAAACUAUUUUCCCAGAUGCAUACAUUUAUAGUCAGGAAAAACAUCGUACAUUUGGUUCUACAUCGAAACAAGAUAAAUAUGAGUUAAUUCUUACACCUGCUGUUGAAGAGAAAGAUGGAAGAAAUACUCCAGAUUCAGAUGAUGUUUUGAAAACAGCAUGUGAAGCUAGUAUGGGACCAAGAAUACUUCUUGACAGACGGAGGAAGUUUUACAAUAUUUUACUUGAUAAAGUAAAGGAUGAGCAUGAGAAAUUCUUACAUAGUUUGGAAACACCAAUGCAUGUUCCAAAACAAAAAAUUGUGCGUUGGCAUCCUGAAUUCGAUGUGGAAAGUUGUAAACAAAUUGAACAAGCUGAUUUGCCACAACCACCUAAUGUUGAAAAAACAUCAACUGCAAAAGAUGUUCUUGACAAAGCAAAGUCAUUAUUCAAUUGCGGCACUCGCAUGGAAAAAGCAUUGCAGCGAUUAGCAGAAGCAAAAAUGACUUCAAAGCCUCUUUCUCCAAAGAAAGAUAAUGUAAACAAUUCAACACAAACAGAGGACUGUAUGCGAAAAAUAAAUAUUACUGUCGUGGAUACUCCACCUGCCACACCUACCACACAAAAUAAUUAUCUCACUACAGCACUUAAAGGCAUACCAAAGGCCCUUCUCGAAAAAGUUCGAGCUAAACAAGCUGCGAAAACAUUAGAAGCUAUGACACGAACACCAAAUACCGAAAAGGAGGCUGUAAUGUAUUCAAGACUACCUGAAUUGGUUAAAAUUUUGCGUAAUAUUUUCGUAGCUGAAAAGAAGGGAAUUCUGACAUUAGAAUUUGUAAUUACGAAAUUAGAAAAUUCUUUUAGAGCAAAAUUAACUGCAGCUGAACUGGAGGAGCAUGUACGUUUGUUGUGUAAACUACUACCCAAGUGGUCUAGUAUACAUAAUGUGCGAAAAAUAGAUUAUUUAAAAUUACAAAAAGAAAUCGAUCUUACGAAAGUAGUGAAAAGAUUGGAAAUUAUGGCUAAUGACAAAGUAAAAUCAUCAUGA